AUGCUAGUUCGAGCUUGUAUUACGUCAUGUUCUCUUCUGAGAUUGAAAUCGUUGCAUGGAGUUGCAUCAUCUACAGGAAGAUUCUUUUCUCAAAAGCUUGUUCCACUUGCCUCCAUCAACAAGGACGAUUUAGGCAACAGAGUACUUCUGUGUAAGGAGACUUUGCCUCCUGGGGCAGAGAAGACUCCUCAUGACGUAUUGAGUACAGCAGUCUUCGGAGCCAAAGUUUUAUCGUUAUCGUCAUCAGUCGUGGGAGCCGUCAUGGUCCCUGUUCUUUCGAACUACAUGUGGGAAGCGGCGGCACAGAGACCGACCAUGAUGAUGUUUACAUUGGUCGCCAACUCUUUUCUCGUCCUAUUGUCAUUCACUCCGCUAUUGCUGCAUUUUUUGGCAAAACGCUUCCCAGUAGAGCUUUAUUACAACCAUGAGACAAAGACUUUCACUUCGGUACAUUAUGACUUCUUCCUCCGGAAAAAAGCUCGUCGAUUCCAUUCUUCAGAUGUUGUUGAUGCACAGAAAGCUCCAGAAUUGAAAAAGGUUUGGAUUCCACUGGCAACAGCUUUUGUGCACCACCAGCCCCUUCUUAUCUCUUUAGAUAAGAGCAAUUAUGUCGAUCAGAUUGCAUUCGAUGAAUUGACAAAAAACAUCGAGAUUCCAAAGAACCACGAUUAG
Messenger RNA from Auanema sp. JU1783, 672 nucleotides. The record is from the annotation of a GenBank genome assembly. NCBI's taxonomy places the organism in Eukaryota, Metazoa, Nematoda, Chromadorea, Rhabditida, Rhabditidae.